AUGUCAUCGCAAAACCUUCCUCAUAUGGAAUUUCGCAGCUAUGUUAGGACACUCGAAGCCGAUGGCGAUCUUGUCUCAAUCAAUGAAGAGUGCGAUCCUCACCUAGAAGUCGGUGCGAUUAUCAGAAAGGUCGUCGAAAAUAACGAAAAAGCUCCUCUGUUCAACAAGCUGAAGGGGCAAGACAACAAUGGCUUCUGGAGGAUUCUCGGCGCACCUAACUCGCUGCGCUCUGACCCCAAGCAGCGUUACGGCAGACUUUCCAGACAUCUUGGACUUCCUGUGGAGUCAUCAAUGAAAGAUAUCCUGGAUAGGAUGAUUGCUGCUAAGACGGCUACACCCAUCCCGCCCACGAUUGUCGAGUCCGGUUCUUGCAAGGAACAUAUCUUGACACCUGAUCAAUUCGAUCUUACAAAGCUCCCUGCACCAUUUCUACACCAGUCAGAUGGUGGAAAAUAUGUCCAAACCUACGGUAUGCACAUCGUCCAAUCUCCUGAUGGUAAGUGGACAAACUGGUCUAUUGCCCGUGCAAUGGUUCAUGACCGGAAUCACCUCGUUGGUCUUGUGAUCAAACCCCAGCAUCUCUGGCAGAUUCACCAGCUGUGGAAGAAGGAAGGUCGCGAUAUGCCUUGGGCUCUUGCUUUUGGCGUUCCACCAGCUGCCAUUAUGGCAUCUAGUAUGCCACUUCCAGAUGGGUUGUCAGAAGCCGAAUACGUUGGCUCGCUUGUGGGAUCUUCUCUUGAAGUUGUCAAAUGCGAGACCAAUGGCCUUUAUGUGCCUGCCAACUCGGAGAUUGUUUUUGAAGGAACUUGUUCUAUAACUGAGACUGGACCUGAAGGACCCUUUGGAGAGAUGCAUGGCUAUGUUUUCUCCGGAGACACACACCCUUGGCCCAGGUACACGGUCAAUCUCGUCACACAUCGUAAAAACGCUAUUCUGCCAGUAUCUAACUGCGGCAGACUAACCGACGAGACUCAUACCAUGAUCGGGCCUCUCGCUGCUGCAGAGAUUGGUUUCCUUCUGAGGUCUCAUGGCUUACCGAUCAAAGAAGCCUAUUCUCCGUUUGAAUCUCAAGUCACUUGGGUUGUCUUACAAGUGGAUACUCAGAAACUACAAGAGCUCGACACCAAUUCCGAGGAGUUUUGCCGUAAGAUCGGAGAUUUAGUUUUCCACCAUAAGGUUGGGUAUACAAUUCACCGCCUAGUUCUCAUUGACGACGAUAUCAACGCAUACGACUUCAAGGACGUUAUCUGGGCUUUCUGUACACGUUGCCGCCCCGGUAUGGAUGAGUAUCAUUUCGAAGAUGUUCCUGGCUUUCCUCUGAUUCCUUACAUGUCGCAUGGAUAUGGGGCACCUAAUAAAGGCGGCAAGGUUGUUUCUGACUGCCUAAUGCCCGUUGAGUAUACGACUGGGAAAGAUUGGGAGGCAGCAGACUUUGAGAACUCGUUUCCACAGGAUGUUAAGGAGAGAGUUUUGAGUCUCUGGCAAACUCUCGGAUUCGGAAAUUCCAAGUAG
Messenger RNA from Fusarium venenatum, 1512 nucleotides. RefSeq names its product UbiD decarboxylyase family. Lineage: Eukaryota; Fungi; Ascomycota; Sordariomycetes; Hypocreales; Nectriaceae. The record is from RefSeq and is a predicted model, not a curated record. Gene Ontology annotation, cellular component: cytoplasm. Gene Ontology annotation, biological process: ferulate metabolic process; cinnamic acid catabolic process. Gene Ontology annotation, molecular function: carboxy-lyase activity.